Neurospora hispaniola is the source of this 1051-nucleotide messenger RNA. Its product is annotated as RER1 protein. The transcript is spliced from 3 exons. Bases 250 to 822 code for a protein of 190 amino acids. The record is from RefSeq and is a predicted model, not a curated record. Gene Ontology annotation, cellular component: Golgi membrane. Gene Ontology annotation, biological process: retrograde vesicle-mediated transport, Golgi to endoplasmic reticulum; protein retention in ER lumen. NCBI's taxonomy places the organism in Eukaryota, Fungi, Ascomycota, Sordariomycetes, Sordariales, Sordariaceae.
CAAGGUACGGUGCCCGUGCUGCUGCUAGUGUAGUAUAGUGUACAGCUACCGUCCCUACAUGCGCAGUGUCCGACAAUCAUUUUUCCCUUCUGCCAACAUCUCUCGUCUUCCCUUUGCAAUCACCAACCCACGAACACCUUUCCACCUACACCUCCCAAUCAAACGGUUUUGGACACGAUAUACCAGCGAGACACGAUCGAUCAACGAAGUAAAACGAGCUACACUUACACCCUUACCAACAACGUCGCAAUGGAGACCGCGGAGGAGCCGAUGACGCCUUUUGGCACUUUCACUGCACAGAGCAACAAGCUCCAGAGACAAUACCAAGCACUCCUCGAUCAGUCGACGCCCUAUGUUACGUACCGAUGGGUUGGCACCGGCGUCGCCCUGUUUCUCUUCUUCGUGCGGGUGUUCGUGGCACAAGGCUGGUACAUUGUCGCCUAUGCCCUCGGCAUCUACCUUCUCAACCUCUUCCUCGCCUUCCUCACGCCCAAGUUCGACCCCUCGAGUGACGCGCUCGACACGGAAAUGGAGGACGGCUCUGUCGGUACCCUCCCCACCAAGCAGGACGAGGAGUUCAGGCCCUUCAUCCGCCGCCUUCCCGAGUUCAAGUUUUGGCAUUCGGCCACCCGCGCUGUUGCCAUUUCCUUCCUCUGCAGCUGGUUCGAGAUCUUCAACAUUCCCGUGUUCUGGCCCGUGCUGGUUAUGUACUGGCUCAUGCUUUUCAUCCUCACCAUGCGCAAGCAAAUUCAGCACAUGAUCAAGUACCGUUACGUCCCCUUCACCAUUGGCAAGGCGCGGUACAACAAGAACAGCAACUAAGCAGUUUUGCUGUUGCCCAAGUUGAUUGAUGUUGCUGGUUGUCAGACAGGGCAGCUAGUCUGUCUCUGACACUUUUGCGCUGUCCGGGGAGAGAAGGAAGUGUUUCGCGGGCCAAAUUCAGGUCAAACGCUGUAGAAAGAAAGACAGAACUUCUCAAUGUACUAAUGACGGGGGAAUGCGCCAUGUUGAUGGAGCAUUUAUGACGAUGAGCAACUAUCAUGUAUAUUUU